AUGCAGACCUCCAGCUGUAAGUCUGUGCACUUGAGUGAAUGGCAGAGGAAUUACUUUGCCAUUUCGUCUGGUAUAUGUUCUUCAGGACAGAAGGCAGAUGCAUACCGUGCACAUAUACUACAUAUUCAAUAUGCCUGGGCAAACGCUGAGAUCUCCCAAGUCUGUGCUACCAAACUGUUCAAAAAAUAUGCAGAGAAGUAUUCUUCAUUCCUUGAUUCUGACAAUGUUGAAAGUGGCCUGAAUAACUAUGCAGAGAACAUUUUAACUUUGGCAACAUCUCAGCAAACUGAUAGUGACAAAUGGAAGUCUGGAUUGGCAAUAAGUAAUGUUUUAGAAAUGAGUAAUGUACAGGAGAUGAUGGAAGCUGGCAAAAAAGUCAAAGACUCUUUGUUGGCCCCUGUUGAUGCAUCAGUAGUAAUCCAUAAGGAGGCCCAUGCCUUUGAUUUUCCAAAAUUUAAUCCGACUUCUUCUGAAGAGAAUAAAUGUCUUACUCAUUCAAGUCAUGCUACAGAUGGGUUCCAGGGCACUGUGGAGAACAUACCUUCUUCAAAAUGUCCUCAGAAUGUCCAGACCCCAACAGUGACCGACAGUAGUAAAGCUCAUCCUACCUUCUUAGUGCCAUUAGGUGAAUCCACUACUGCAAAAUUCCAUACCACACCAUUAUUUGGAAAUGUCAUAAAGGAAUAUCAUGGCUUUCCAAAAGCCAAUGUUGGAUUAAAUGUGUUCUCAUCAUACCAGUCUUCUUUUCCCUCUGGCUGUGAAAGUUCAUGGGAAAGGAAGACUUUUUAUGGUGUGGGUAACAGUUGCAUUGAUGCACUUCCUAAUCCAAUAGCAAAUAAGGCUUUUAGUAAAAUAGAAGAUAAUUGCCAAAAGGUAGAGAGCAGCAUGCCUACUUUCAAAACCGCCAAAAAACAACUGUGGGUAGAUCAGCAAAAAAAACACCACCAUCCCCAGCGAACAUCAGGGUCUUCAUAUGGUGGUGUAAAAAAAUCUCUUGGAGCUGGAAGAUACCGAGGAAUAUUUGGGAAAUUUAUACCUCCUAUUCCUAAGCAAGAUGGGGGAGAUCAAAAUGGGGGAAUGCAAUGUAAACCCGGGAUAGGGCCUACAGAACUGGCACAUCCAAUUGAUGAGUGUUUGAAAAACUUGGAGCCAAAGAUGGUUGAACUUAUUAUGAAUGAAAUUAUGGAUCAUGGACCUCCAGUAAAUUGGGAUGAUAUAGCAGGAGUAGAAUUUGCCAAGACCACAAUAAAGGAGAUAGUUGUGUGGCCCAUGCUGAGGCCAGAUAUCUUUACUGGCUUACGGGGACCCCCAAAAGGCAUUCUGCUCUUUGGUCCUCCUGGGACUGGUAAAACACUAAUUGGCAAGUGUAUUGCCAGCCAGUCUGGGGCAACAUUCUUUAGCAUUUCUGCCUCCUCUUUAACUUCUAAAUGGGUAGGUGAGGGGGAGAAAAUGGUGCGUGCGUUGUUUUCUGUUGCAAGGAGUAAGCAACCUGCUGUGAUAUUUAUUGAUGAAAUUGAUUCUCUGUUGUCACAACGAGGAGAUGGGGAACAUGAAUCUUCUCGAAGAAUAAAAACCGAAUUUUUGGUUCAGUUAGACGGAGCAACUACAUCCUCUGAAGAUCGGAUUCUUGUGGUGGGUGCAACCAAUAGGCCACAGGAAAUUGAUGAAGCUGCCCGAAGAAGACUGGUAAAGAGACUGUAUAUUCCUCUUCCAGAAGCUUCAGCCAGAAAACAGAUAAUAGUCAAUCUGAUGUCCAAGGAGCACUGUUGCCUGAAGGAAGACGAGAUUGAACUGGUUGUACAGCAGUCUAAUGGAUUUUCUGGGGCAGACAUGACACAACUUUGCAGAGAGGCUUCUCUGGGUCCUAUUCGCAGUUUACAGACUGUUGAUAUUGCCACAAUAACACCUGAUCAAGUUCGACCCAUAUCUUAUAUUGAUUUUGAAAAUGCUCUUAGAAUUGUACGACCCAGUGUAUCUACAAAAGAUUUAGAACUUUAUGAAGACUGGAACAAAACUUUUGGUUGUGGAAAAUAA
Elephantulus edwardii (Cape elephant shrew) is the source of this 2034-nucleotide messenger RNA. RefSeq names its product fidgetin-like protein 1-like. Bases 1 to 2034 code for a protein of 677 amino acids. The record is from RefSeq and is a predicted model, not a curated record. Lineage: Eukaryota; Metazoa; Chordata; Mammalia; Macroscelidea; Macroscelididae. The transcript has a single exon. Gene Ontology annotation, molecular function: ATP binding; ATP hydrolysis activity; microtubule severing ATPase activity.